Molecule: messenger RNA, 903 nt
Organism: Aphanomyces invadans
Lineage: Eukaryota; Oomycota; Saprolegniomycetes; Saprolegniales; Verrucalvaceae
Exons: 3
Coding region: 1-903 (300 amino acids)
Molecular function (GO): nucleic acid binding
Source: RefSeq, a predicted model, not a curated record
AUGUUCGACGUCACCCCAACGACUGUUCGCCGCAUAUGGCGCCGUGGUGCUGUCAAUCUGACAGGACAAAAGACCAUUUGUCUUGGGGUACACCAACGCAAGAAGGGCAACUGCGGGCGCAAGCGUCUGCACGACGACCUGCCCCAACGCAUCCAAACUAUACCCCAAUCCCGUCGCUACUGCUUCCGCACCAUUGCACACCUCCUCAAGAUUCCAACGUCUACACUGCACUGCUACUUCAAGCGUGGGGUCAUCACCAAGUACUCCACUGUACUGAAGUCUGCCCUCACCGACUCCAAUAAGGUUUGCCGCCUCAAAUGUGUCAUCAAGCACGUUCAAGAUGUCGACGGUACCAAGUUCUUCGACCCCAUGCUCGACACUGUCCACGUCGACGAGAUGGUUCUUCAUGACGCGAUUGCGGAAGAAGUUGCACGGCCACGUUGGGACGAAGACAAGUACGAAUGGUUCGACGGUAAACUAGGCACGUGGCACUUCACCGAGAUUGUCCCUGCUCAACGGCGUAGCGUAUGGCGCGAUGCUGGCACGCCCAUCAUGAAGACUGUGACCGUCACGCGCGACAAGUACAAGGCAAUGCUGAUCGAAAAUGUCAUCCCCGCGAUUCGAUCCAAGUGGCCUGGCGGAGAGGCCAAGAAAGUCAAGAUUCAACAAGACAACGCACGACCACACGUUCCUCCGCGGGAUGCUGCUAUCGUCGCUGCCUGCAAGGAAGAUGGUUGGGAUAUCGAGGUCGUGUUUCAACCUCCCAAUUCGUCGGAUUUGAACGUGCUGGAUCUGGGAUUUUUCCGCGCAAUUCAGACUCUCCAAGUCGAAAACGGCACGGAGGUUGCUGACGAAAUGAUCGCCGCUUUGGGCCUCGCUCAAUUGUCUGUUGACGAAAACUAA